Molecule: messenger RNA, 3037 nt
Organism: Cadophora gregata
Lineage: Eukaryota; Fungi; Ascomycota; Leotiomycetes; Helotiales; Ploettnerulaceae
Exons: 3
Coding region: 395-2743 (782 amino acids)
Biological process (GO): phosphatidylethanolamine biosynthetic process; phosphatidylcholine biosynthetic process
Cellular component (GO): cytoplasm
Molecular function (GO): ethanolamine kinase activity; choline kinase activity
Source: RefSeq, a predicted model, not a curated record
CUUAGCCUUAGGUAGUCAUAAAUCAUUCUUAAUGUUCAAAAGUAUAGUAGAUAUUUAUUCCUCUAGAUUUGUCUGGCGUCUACCUACCUACCUAUGCCUGUCCUGGUUUGGAUCUGUUUCUUGCAACCCCGCCGCACGGACGUCGCAUCUACGGCGCAGACUAGAAGCAGGGAACCAGCGGUCUGAAAUCGACUGAUAGCCACGUCUGUUAUCAGGAUAACUUCGAAUUGGGAAACCUAGGGCCGCCUAAUACUGCAAGAGAAAAAGGCAUAUUGCUCUUGCUUCCAUCACCACUCAGGCAUCUUGAAGUUCUGAGAUCGGUCGGAUAUUCUUACCGAGGCACAACAAGCAAGGCUGGACAGAACCUGAAUCAGGUGAAUAGCAGGCCGCCAACAUGUCUUUCACACCUUCAGAGAAUAGCUCGGCUCUGCCGUUGAGACCAGCUCUCAAGGAAGACCAACCAGCGAGUCCAAAGAGUGGCCCAGCCAAAGUUGUCUCAAUCGCAGAACCAGGAAGCAUUACCCCUCUUUCCGGCUCCGAAGACUCGUCCCGACCAAAACAAUUCAGAGCAGGAGUGAGUGAAAGAAGAAUGACGGGUCGUCCCAGCAUUCCAACGAGCUCCUCAAGGCUCUCGAUGCUCAGUCAAAGCAGUGUCGAUGAGCCUGUGCCGACCUCAGACGCGUCUUCUCCUGCUCAAGGAAAGCACCACAAAUACCAUAGCCCCUUACAACAUGGCCACCACGAACAUCGCCACAACAAACUCCUGUCGCAAGUCGCCGAGUGGCUGCAAGCAGAGAAAGCCAAGAGAGCUGCAAAGAAGGCACACAAGAGAGGAGAUGAAGUGGAAGAUAAUGAAGACAGCCAUGUAUUUCGAUCGCGUACUGCCAGCCAGAGCUCCGAUAGUAGCGCCAUAUCUCUUGAGAAGCUCCAGCAGAUCUUAGAAGACAACAUGAGUUCUUUCGGACUUGAGACCUUGCCUGCGGCUUCUCCGACGACUGAAGUGCGACGUCCAGGUUAUGGUCAGAAAAGACGUUCAUCGAUAAGGAAGAUGUACAUUGGAAGUUCGGACACGGAAUACCAAGAUGGUGAUGUUGUGGUGCCUUCGUGCGACGUUGUGUUGGAUAAUUCCAAAACCAUGUCGUACGGUGGAGGGGCAUCAGAAUCAGCCGUCGAGACGGUUACACUGAGUACAAGUAAGAAGGCCGAGAAGGAGCGGAAGUCAUGGUUAAAAUUCAAGAAUGAGAUUGUGCGGCUGGCUCAUACGCUCAGGUUGAAGGGUUGGAGACGUGUACCACUCGAACGUGGUGGUGACAUUGAAGUCAAGAGACUGAGUGGCGCUCUCACAAAUGCAGUGUACGUUGUCUCGCCUCCCAAGGAUCUUCCGAUCCAGAACUCGAACGGCGAGCCACACAUGCCUAAGCCACCCCCAAAGCUACUCCUCCGUAUCUACGGACCUCAAGUCGAGCAUCUCAUCGAUCGCGAGAACGAGCUCUCUAUCUUACGCCGCCUUGCUCGUAAGAAGAUUGGCCCUAGACUUCUGGGGACUUUCACAAAUGGACGCUUUGAAGAGUUCUUUAACGCGGAAACACUGACAUUUGAUGACCUGCGAGUCGAGAGUACAAGUAAGCAAAUCGCCAAGCGUAUGCGCGAGCUCCAUGAUGGCAUUGAUCUCCUUGAGAAUGAACGGGAGGAGGGCCCUUUCGUCUGGUUGAACUGGGAUAAAUGGGUCAACAAUUGCGAGAAGGUCAUAAGUUACCUUGAUAAGGAGAUUUUGAGCGGUAAAGAAUCAAAGGACGAACUAUGGAGAUCCAGAGGCUUGGUCUGCGGAGUUGAAUGGCCUCAAUUCAAAGCUGCCAUUGACAAGUAUCGCAAAUGGCUGGAUAGCUACUAUGGAAAGGGUGGCGUCAACAGAAGAUUGGUCUUUGCUCAUAACGAUACUCAAUAUGGAAACAUUCUACGCCUUGUUCCUGAGAAGCUAUCCGAAGGAUCUGCUCCAUCGCCACUUCUCCUCCCAGAGAACAGACAUAAGCAACUGAUCGUUAUCGACUUUGAGUAUGCGUCGGCGAAUACCCCAGGCCUGGAGUUUGCCAACCAUUUCACAGAAUGGUGCUACAAUUAUCAUGACACUACACGGGCAUGGGCUUGUAACACACAGCGCUAUCCCACAUUAGAGCAGCAAAUGACAUUCAUCCGCUCAUACCUCAACCAUCGUCCGCAGUUCAACCCAAGGGCUUCCGCUACCCCUAAAAUGUACCCGCUCGAAGGCUCUAGUAGAAACAGUAUCUCUGAUUUUUAUCUUGACUCUCGAACCCCAGGCGGCAGCACAGUCGACCUUCAAAGCUCCAACUAUGCCGAGGAAGAGGCCAGAAGGGAGCAGGAAACAGAAAGACAAGUCCAGGAGCUGCUCAAGGAGGUGCGAAUCUGGCGUGUGGCCAACAGCGCCCAGUGGGUGGCAUGGGGAAUCGUCCAAGCCGUCGUUCCAGGUCUCGACGACAAAAGCAAUGCAUCAGAUGCUCCCGGAGACGAACCAUCUAGCGGAUCAACAACCGCCUCGGAGACGCUAGAAAUCAAGGACGGCAGCGACAAGGCUGUGGAAGGAGAUGAGGAAGAGGAAUUCGAUUAUCUGGCGUACGCACAGGAUAGGGCGAUGUUCUUCUGGGGAGAUGUCAUCUCCUUGGGGAUUGUUGACAAGGCGGAAUUACCAGAUGACCUGCUCAAGAAAGUCAAGAUUCUAGAGUACUAGAUGGUAAAGACUAGUUUUCUUUUCAGGCUGAGAAGGGCCUCGUCUUUCAGCAAGGAAGUAAGUUUUGACACCUUAUGAAUGAUCGACUUGAUCUUGGCAAUGGCAUCGAUAAUAGAUAGCGUUGUAAUCAGCGAUAGAGGGGAUAUCUUUGAGAGGAGAGUACCACGGUAGACAAUCAUGAUAAAUACCAUUUUGAUUUUGACAAAACAUGAUAGUACAAGAAGAACAGAUAUAUUCUAAAGUUGCCCCUUAUAGCUCUCGUCCCGGAAAAACUACUGCUUCAGGGGAUAGGAG